UCAUGGUUUCCACACCCGUCUUCCCCCUCCCUCUCUGGUCAGAGUGGGCGGAGUCUAUGGGAUGAUCUGGACAGUCAGGUGUUGAAGCUCCAGUUGCAGAGGGGCGACCCGGUCCGCCUGACCUCCGUUACUGCUGUCACUCUCCUUCCAGAGGAAGUCUCUCCUCCUCCUCCUCCUUCUUCUGGCUUUUGCGUUCUUCUUUUGGAUCCCUAAAUGCUCCAACGCUCAUCCCUCGCUUUCAACACAGUGAGCGAUCAAAAACGCCCACAUUUGGCAGGAAGUUGCUUGUAGACUGAUCUUGCUGGAGCUCCACUCCUUCACCUCCUCUUCGUUCACAUUUCCAUAACUGGCCUCUGAUCCGUCAACUUAACUCAGCAACUGGUCAGUUCAGAGACAAUCCAACAGGCCAACAUGACGGACAAACAGAGCGUGCCAGCAGGUGGUGGCAGAGAGGACGAGUCCGGCAUCAUGGUGCUGCUGGAGCGCGUAUCCGGCCUCAUGGACAACAUCCAGACGACACAGCAGCGCAUGGAGGAACGUCAGCUGGAGCUGGAGAACACAGUGAAGACCAUCCAGUCCGACGUCAACAAGCUGACCAGCGACCACGCCGCUACCAGCUCCACUGUGGACCGGCUGCUGGAGAAGACGCGGAAGGUCAGCCGUCACAUCAAGGAUGUCAGGGUUCGUGUGGAGAACCAGAACAUCAGGGUGAAGAAGGUGGAGCUCACCCAGGCUGAUCUCCUGGCCAAGAACAAGUUCAGGGUGGUCAUCUACCAGGGUGACCAGGAGGUGAAAGCCAUCACACCUGGAAAUGAGCCCACAGAUUCUGGCAGCCUCGGUGCCAGAGCCGAGGUGGAACCAGACAAGUUCGAGCUCCCUGCGGAGUCGGAUGAGGAGUACAUGGUGGUGGAGGAGGCUGACUCCUCAGCGGCGACUCGUGUGAAGAAAACUGGUCUAACACGCAUCGAGAGCAUCAAAGCCACCUUCUCCAAGGAGAACAUGAGCAAGACCCGUGAGAACCUCGGCACCAAAGUCAACAAGUUUGGCGAGCGCAUCGUUACAGCUGAGCGGCGCGAGAAGAUCCGCCAGUCUGGUGAAAGGUUGAAGCAGUCUGGUGAGAGGUUGAAGGAGACCAUCACCAAGAGUGUCCCGGCCAAACUCAACCUGAAGAAGGAGAGGACAGUGGCAGAGGGCCAGGAGGGCGCCGCAGAGGGAGCUGUGCCAGUACCCCCUCCAAAAGGCCGCAAGAGCAACCCGGACGUGGCCAAGGAGGCCACCGAUGAGGGCAAGGCCGAGGAAUCGGAGGUGCCGAUGUAUGACAUGAAGCAGCUGUCGUAACGCCUGAGACAGACGCGACGUCCAGACCGUUUCCGUUGGAUUUCUGAGACCAUGAAGACAGAGUGAUACAGUGCGAGAGGGAUUUCUGAUCUGGCUGGAAGAACACAGAGAUGAAGGCCUGAAGGGGGAAGUGAGCAGAACGCCGAACAGAUUCCUGAAAAUCUGCAAGAUUCUUUUCACAAGGUCUGGACAUUUUGCACCAACUUCUUU
This is a messenger RNA of Thalassophryne amazonica, 1548 nucleotides long. It is a transcript of the gene cavin4b, whose product is annotated as caveolae associated protein 4b. The coding region runs from base 412 to 1338 and encodes 308 amino acids. Lineage: Eukaryota; Metazoa; Chordata; Actinopteri; Batrachoidiformes; Batrachoididae. Gene Ontology annotation, biological process: regulation of gene expression. The record is from RefSeq and is a predicted model, not a curated record. The transcript has 2 exons. Gene Ontology annotation, cellular component: cytoplasm; caveola.